AUUGAAGGAAUCUCUCUGCCAAACACGUGUAAAUGAGUUUCUCCAAGAUAAAAUAUGUCCUUUAAGUUACCUGAGCCCAUUGAGGCUGAGAGAUCUGGGAAAAGAACAGCAAGCGAUCUUGAAGAGGAAAAUGGUUCAAGUUCGGAAGAUGAAACACUAAGCUCUAGUAAGGAAUCCUUGCAGCCUAGGAAAAAACGUGCACCAUCAAGUAGUACAUGGAGUGAGCAUGAUGAUGAAGCAGAUUCAAGCUGUUUGAAGAGUCGACUCGCAAGUUCUAUGAGAGGAAACUUUUCACCAAGUCAAUGGACCUAUAAAGAUCUUAUGUACAUAAAUAUCUUUUAUGAGGAUUUCCCAGAACCCUUGGAAAAAUUCAUUAAAGAUGUGAAGGAUGAUUUUAGGAAAUGUUCAGGUUUUUCUCCUGAUCCCAGCAAAAUUACCAUCUUUCUCAAGAAACAACUUGAAAAAAGUUUGACAUUUUCAUAUGACAUAAGAAAAAAUGCAAGAAUUUUUCAUGUAAAAAGACAAAUAACAGAGAAGGAAAAUGUAAAAAAAGAGGUCAAGGAAAAUAUCAAAAGGGCAUUGGAAAAGUGUGAUGUACUACGAGAUAACACGUCCUUGGAACCUGCUACUGAGGAAUUUUUAAAGGAUUCUUCUAUAUUGAUGAAUGAAGCAGUACAGGACUUUGCACAGCGAACACUUGAACUGAUGGAAAUGGGAAUAUUUCUUCAACAACCAAUGUUUCCUACACAGGAAAGGGAGAGAGGGAAAGGGAAAAGAAGAGGUGAAAGAGCUAGAGGCGGACAAGGAGGGUCACGUGGUAGAAAUGACGAGUCAAACUGUAUGCAAACCAAUGAAAAUAUUUGUCAGCAUUACUGUAGAUUAUUUGGAAGAAUAUUCUUUUUGAAAGAAGGUUUUUUAUCUGAGAGGCCCUUCACAUUUAAGAACCAAACAGUGAGGAAUACACCUGAUAUCAUCUAUCAUUUCAACUCUGGAGAGUAUAUGGAAGAACUCUUGUUUAUUAUAGAGGUAAAGAAGGCACCAUUAAAUGGAGAUUCUACAGAUAUAAGACAGCUUGUUGGGGAAAAAAUUAUGGGACAAGUUGGAGCAGAGCUUAUUGGCCAAAUAAGAUUCUCUGCAUUUUAUCCACAUUCUUUUGGGGUCAUUUGCGUGGAAACAAAGUUAAUUUUUGUCCUCCUGAAAAUUUCAAAAGAGCAUUCAGAUGGCAUAUUUGCUGGAGACAGAGGAACAGGAGAGGAUCCUGGGAAAAUUCAUUACACUGAGCCAUUUGACAUGUUAGUAGCUGAGGACAGGUCUAAAAUUGCAGAUUUUAUGUUUUGGUUAGGAUUUGUUCAAGAUGCUAGGAAAUACAAAAAGUUUUGAUAUGUUAGCUGUAUUCUGGAUAUCCAUUUAAGUCUAUUCAUUGGUCCUUUGGUCAUGAUUGUACAUAAGAAAGUGUACCUGAACAUUUAAAGAGAGAUAUGUACAAGGGGUGAUCAAGAAGAUUUGAGACUGAAUUCAACAAAUACAAUAGUUGCCUGAGCCUUUGUUCAUUACAAUUUUAGUUAAUAGCAUAAAUGGUAAAAGAUGAAUAUAGGUCAAGAAUUUCAUGGUCUCUUCUCUGGAGGGCCUAAAGGGUGUGGCCAACAUUGUCAAAGCUAAUGCAAACUUUUAAUUAUUGACAUUUACAAGGUAAAUUAUUGGCAUGAAUAACAAUUAUACCCUUACCUUAACAUUUUGAAAUUCAUGGCUUUUGGUUCUAUGGUCCAGUCUCAAAGAUGGGGCAAAUUAGUCAUAUAUUGAAAAUGCAUUAUAUCAUAUAAAAUCUUUCUUUAUCCAUGGACUUCUAGCUGGAAAAUGUUUUCACAAUUAUAAUGAGGUCUUUUCACCAAACUUGUAAUUAGCGUGUUGGUAAAAGGAUACUUUGUGGCAAGUUUGGUUGAAAUUGGCUCAGUGGUUCUGGAGAAGAAAUAAAAAAUGUGAAAAGUUUACAGACGGAUGGACAGACAGAUAGAUGGACUACAGCCAAAUUGUGAUCAGAAAAGCUCACUUGAGCUUUCAGCUCAAAUGAGCUAAAAAUGUAGAUGUAGCAUUUUGAACAAACUGUUAAAACUCAGAACAGACAUAUGGAUGACUGACACCUUCAAGUUUGUUCAAUUCACACCCCCCAUGGGUAGGGUGGGGCAACAAUGGACGAUCAAAGUUUUACAUAAGAAUAUACAGGAAAAUCUUUAAAAAUCUUCAUCUCAAGAACAACAAAGCCAUGAUUGGUCAUUUAUAUGGAAGCAUCCUCAGGUGGUGUAGAUUCAAGUUUUUUUUCAAAUCAUGACCCCCAGGGGUAGGGUGGGGCAACAAUGGACAAUCAAAUUUAAAAUAAAAAUAUAUAGGAAAAAUCUGAUGAUGAAGAACAGCAAAGCCAUGAUUGGUCAUAUAAGGAAGCAUCCUCAGGUAGAGUAGAUUCACUUUUGUUCAGAUCAUGAGCCCCGGGGGUAGGGUGGCGCCACAAUGGACAAUUAAAGUUUUACAUAGGAAUAUACAUGAAAAAUAUUUAAAAAUCUUCUUUUCAAGAGCAACAAAGCCAUGAUUGGUCAUAUUUAUAUGGAAGCAUCCUCAGGUAGUGUAGAUUUAAGUUUGUUCAAAUCAUGACCCCCGGAGGUAGGGUGGGGCCACAAUGGAUGAUCAAAGUUUUACAUAGGAAUAUAUCUAGGAAAAAUCUUUAAAAAUCUUCUUCUCAAGAACAACAAAGCUGUGAUUGGUCAUAUUUAUUUGGAGGCAUCCUCAGGUGGUAUAGAUUCAAGUUUGUUCAAAUCAUGACCCCCAGGAGGCAGGGUGGGGCCAAAAUGACAGUUCAAACUUAUAGGGAAAAAAGCCACAGUAAGUCAAAGAAAUAUGGAAGCAUUCUUAGUUAGUGAAGAUUCAAAUUAAUUCUAACCCCCCCCCCCCCAACCCCCCCCCCCCCCCAUUUUAAAGGGAGGUUGGGACCACUUAUGCAGUUAAGCUUUUCAAUUCUGAAUUUAUUUUUUAUUUUUUCCUAGCCACAGUGCACAGGUGAGUGAUGUGGCCCAUGGGCCUCUUGUUAGUUUGUUUUAAAGGUCAUAUGAAACGGUUCAAAACAGUAGGAUUUUACUUUUUAAACAUAAAGACUUGUAUGAAAGAAUGUCAAAUUACGCUUAGUAUAAAAUUUUUUGCCUUUGCUUAACUGAAAAAUGGAGGCCUAAAUUUGUCCACUCAAUAAAUUUGUUACCCGCUUAUCGUUCUUGAUUUUGUGUUUUUAUGACGUCACAAAGACCCAUUGAUGUAAAUAACGCAUUAGAUAUAGUGUAAUUUUACCGUAUUUUAUUGAGUUAAUUUUAGUCAUUUUUUGGGGAUAUAAAUGUGAUUAUGUCUUUAGAUGAGCUAUCUGAUUCUAAAGUACAAUUUACUCUAUUUAAACUAAUCGUUAAUUAGGCCAACAACUGAAAACGAGAGCUUUUCAUCGUAGGAUGAUACUGAUGAAUAUUCCACUGAAAUCAAGAUUUUUCUCUUCCAACUAUGAUUACUUAUUUUAAAUUAGUACUUUAGAAACAAAAAUCUUCUUAUUUCUAUAUGAUUCAUGAUGUUUUUUUCAUUCCUACAUGUAGUGAAAGUGUAUAAUUAACAACAAAAAACAGCGUAAUUAAUUAACAUUGACCUGAAGCUUCUUACAAUAAAAAUUUAAUGGGCAUGCAAAAUCUGUAAAAUAAAGUUGUGUCAUAUAUUGAGAGGGAAAAAUAUCCAGCUCAAGGGUACCCCUUAUUCCCAAAUAAACACGGGGAUAUUGAAGUUCAUGAUGAACAUGCAUCAAUGAAAAGUCGGCGUAUUUGAAUGCACGCUUUCUGCAAUCUGAAACACGAGGACUAAUGUAAAACGAUAUAGAAAUAGGGGUUUAUGACGACAUCAUCGUAAUUUUGCUGUCACAAGAAACAUGAUUUUAAAAAAAAUGGCGCAAAAUUACCGGCAUCACGAUUGCGAGUAUGGACACGUACAUGUAUAAAUGUACAUGUAUAUACAUGCACUGUAAUGUUACGGUACUGAUACUUCUAACAGUUUGACUGAGCAAUUGCAGUUUGAAAAUACUCAUACAGUUCGUGCAUAAAUUGAUCAGUUAAAAAAAUCCAUCCCCCCCCCCCCCCCCAUUAUUUGCGCGAUUGAACCUGAACAAUUUUUAAAAUUAAUAUUUUUACAGUUAAACAUUUUUUUUUAUAUCAGACUAUAUACUCUGUGUUGAAAUAAUCUGAUACAAAUUCAAACAAUUCGGUCUGUAAAUAUAUUCACACAGAAAAGUAGAAUUGCAUAGAUAGAAUUGUGUUUGAUGUCUGACUUUUAAAAAUUACGAUAUUAAAUAUAGUUACAGUGUUAUGUGUAUACAUGUACUGACUUUUUGGUAAGAAAAAUAUACGGGAAGAGAGAGAGAGAGAGUCAUCGAGACAGGGAAAGCCAAAGAGAGAAAAGGGAAAGCGAUUGAGAGAGGGGGAAAGCGAGAAAGCGAUAGAAUCAUUUCAUUUCCCAUGUCAGAAUAAAUGAAAUAAUUUAUUUGCAGGUUUAGUUUCACUUUCACACACCGCGGUCAAUCGAAUUCAGCUUUACUUAUAAAUUUUAAUCAGAAAACAAAUCAUCAAUAUUCUUGUGUUAGAAAUUUAUUCAACUGUAAAUUAUUUGACAGCCUCUAUAUUCACUUACUCUAGUACAGACUCCCUCUCUCUGUUUCUCUCUCUCUCUCUCUCGAUUGAAGUGUCGAAGGACGACAAUAAAUUACAAAGAUAAAACAUGUUAAAAUCUUGCAAAUAUGCAAUAGGAUGUUAAAAGACAAAUACAAUCUUGUUUGAACAUCGUAUAUUUAUGCGAUAUUUUAGCCAAGAUGAUGAUAUUUCUCAAAAAUUACGCUGCAAAAGACAUGAUGGGUUGUAUAAAUGUUAGUACUGAAUGUAGCGAGUGGGUCUUACUGACGUCAUAAGCAAAGGGAAAUAAGCCGCGCUAGUUGAAGUUCAUUUUCGCAGUCAAGUAAUUUUGAUCGACUCUGCUGCCGCUAACUUGCAUAAAAAAUCCAAAAUGUAAUUUCAGGCUUAUUAAAGUUGCUCAGAUGAACUCAUUUCCGUAUACAACCCAAAAUGCUCAGGGCAUUGUUUCAUAUGACCUUUAAACAAAAUUAUGUUCACAUAUAGACUACACUGAAAUAAAUGAAUAUUUUAGUUUUUGAUGUUGCCAUGAGUAAAAAGUAUAUGUUUUUUUUUUAAUUAAAAAAGUAUUCUUGUACUUUUCAUUUUUUUUCUCUCCUAUAACAUAAUUGUAGCCCUAUUGGUUUGUUCUGAACAAACCAGAAGGGCUACAAUGUCAUCAGAGAAUUGUUACAAGUUUGAAACUUUCAAAUAUUUAUAGUCUUUAUAGAGUCUUUUAAGUUAUGAUAACAGAAAAAGUGUGGGUAUUUAUGCUUUGUUUUGUUUUUGUUUGUUUGUUUGUUUUUGUUUUUGGUUUUUUUUUUGGUUUGAUUUCAAAACGGUGUUAACAUGGUUAAAAGUAGAAAUUCACCUGAAAUUCUUGUUGAAGUUGACUAUGUAAUUUUAUGAAUUCAUUAAACAGUACAUUAUCAAUUAUUGUCAAAGUAAGCUCUAAAGAUGGUACAGGAAUGUUAUACUCUUCUGGCUCAAUUCUGUAUUUAAUUGUUGGUUAUUGAGAAGUAAUGUAUUUUUUUGAAUUAUAAAUUGUUAACUUUGAAUAUUAAACAGGUUUGUGACUUUCA
Molecule: messenger RNA, 5752 nt
Organism: Saccostrea echinata
Lineage: Eukaryota; Metazoa; Mollusca; Bivalvia; Ostreida; Ostreidae
Exons: 7
Coding region: 55-1380 (441 amino acids)
Source: RefSeq, a predicted model, not a curated record